AUGGCCAGAGUCGCCUGCGAACUUCUAUCGUUCCCGGAAUGUACCAUAGCCAUGUCUGGCGAACAGGAAGAGGAACUACAGAAACAGCUAGAAAUUCGGAGAGAGAUCAGGCGCUUGCAAGCUCAGCUUACAUCUCUUCCCGACUCCGCAAACGACGUAAUCGGAUCUCCCAAGAGGAAACACCCAUCUGAAACUUUGCUCGCACCCGCUACUCCGUCUCCUAAGAAGAAGAGGAGGGUCGAUCAUGCAGGCCAUACACAGCGCUCGUUACUUGGCGGGACGAGUGCCACCUCGAGAUCCCUCUCAUCGUCUGGAGCUCGGAGCGUGAAUCCACGGCCUUCGGGUAAAGGUCCGAUUGCUACGGUGCAAUAUCAGAAACCUGCUCCUUCGAAUCUCCUCGGCAACCUUUCUAAAUUAUCAGGUGGCACAGCAAAGCAAGAAAAUGCAAAUUCAGCUCAGAGGUCCCACAGCUUACUGGCUCGACCCAAACCUGAGCCCUCCAUUGCUUCAAAUUCCAAAAUGACUGAAGUGCCACCUAGUGCCUCCCAAUCUGCUUCGGACAUCGUGCCGAACAGAGAUGACCGACUGGCCAUUGUCGAGCAGCUUGAAGUCGGUCCCGUGGAUCACAAGCCGCCACUCGAUGACUCUCAUUUCAGCGACUUGAGCCAAAUUCAGGGAUCCGACUUUCGUACGUCUCGUUCAUUACCACACGAUGAUUUGCAGGAAUAUCUCCGAGGUCGAUAUUACCUUUCACCGUCUACACUUUACUCUUGCAUACGACUGUUACCCAACCAGUCAGGUUACGAUGUACCUGUUGAAGGUGAUUGGAUCACAAUCGCUGUUGUUGCAGAACGGGGCCCUGUGAGGACUACGCGUGCUCCCGUAGACAUCGCUCCUGGCGGCGAUGGACGUGCAACCGAUGAUGAAGGAGCCUCUGGUAACGCCAACGGCCGUAGAGCUGGUAACGAUUCUCGUACUCAAGACCCGCAGAAACAAAAGUCCUCGAAAUCUCACGGUAAAAAAUUUGUCAACAUCAAAUUAAUUGACUUUGGGGCACAUUCACGACCAUCAUCGUCCGGCGCAGCAUCCAUCCGAGGAGACGCAUUUCUGACCCUCUUGCUGUUCGAAGCUGAUAGGUUUGACCGCGUCACGAGCGACGAUGGAAAAGUCAAGAAGCUCUACAAUGGUGGCAGCAAAGGCGCUUUCGAAGCAAUGUCAAAGCUUAAAGAAGGGGACGUCAUCACUCUUCUCAAUCCCAAAGUCCUCAAGCCCUUCCAGCGGAACAACAAAAUCGGGAAACCGCACCCAACCGACAACAUACUCGCUGUCACACCCGAGUCCGCCGAAUCCAUCGCCAUCAUCGGACGCGCACAAGACUUGGGCAUGUGCAAGGUGCUCAAACGCGACGGCAAAAUAUGCGGAAGCUGGACGGACAAGCGAGUGAGCGACGUAUGCGAUUGGCACUUGACGAACGCUGUGCAACGGCAAAGAGCCGGGCGAGCUGAAUUUUCUGCAGGGACUUCUGGCAUGACAACUUCGUCAUCAAAGAAGCGCAAAGCGGAUUACGAUCCACAACGCCAGUGGGGAUUACAGCCUUCUGAAGCGUCUGGCUCGCGUGGGGGCAACGCCACGUACGUUGUCUCGGGGCACGUCGUGAGCGGGUCGAAUCGGGAUGUCUCGUCGAUGUUUGUCGCUGAGAACAUGGGGCGCGAAGGCCAGGCGCGAGCGAAGCGAAAGCUGAUCCAGGAUGCCGAUCACGAGCUGAAACGCCUACUCGAGAGGGAUAAGGAAGGCAUGCGUGCUGUUGCCAAGGCCAGGGAGAUAGGCACGAUGACGGCGAAGCGAACCUUUGAUAGUGCUAAGGAUAAGAAGUACGCAAAGUUGAAGGGAAAGGCGAGAGAUUCAGGUAGUAUCUCAGCAUCUGACACACCCCAGACGAAGCUGGCGUAUUCUGCAGAUAUCAUCAAGAAGCUUGGAUUCGAUCCUGCAGCGAAAACAGGGCAGAAACGGGCGGUACAGUCUGCGGUGCAAGAUAAGAUUGCAGCCCUCGCAGCUGUCCGUGAGUCCCGGAAGGAAAUUAAUCUUGGUCCGCGACCAGGUCCUAGAAUUCGUUCUGGGGUGACUGUUCCUGCGUUCAUGCUGGAACAUGAACCGGACGAUGAUGAUUGUGGUGAGGAUGGAGAUAACAAUAUCAGUACUGGGGAUAGAGAUGAGGAGGAGUUGAUAGACCUCGAUGACUGA
This is a messenger RNA of Suillus subaureus, 2241 nucleotides long. RefSeq lists its product as uncharacterized. Bases 1 to 2241 code for a protein of 746 amino acids. The record is from RefSeq and is a predicted model, not a curated record. Gene Ontology annotation, cellular component: replication fork protection complex; nucleus. Gene Ontology annotation, molecular function: single-stranded DNA binding; DNA replication origin binding. Gene Ontology annotation, biological process: DNA replication; DNA replication initiation. The transcript is spliced from 7 exons. Lineage: Eukaryota; Fungi; Basidiomycota; Agaricomycetes; Boletales; Suillaceae.